Messenger RNA from Ochlerotatus camptorhynchus, 2517 nucleotides. RefSeq names its product ER degradation-enhancing alpha-mannosidase-like protein 2 (gene Edem1). Gene Ontology annotation, molecular function: mannosyl-oligosaccharide 1,2-alpha-mannosidase activity; calcium ion binding. Lineage: Eukaryota; Metazoa; Arthropoda; Insecta; Diptera; Culicidae. The coding region runs from base 68 to 2461 and encodes 797 amino acids. The transcript is spliced from 2 exons. Gene Ontology annotation, biological process: carbohydrate metabolic process; endoplasmic reticulum mannose trimming; mannose trimming involved in glycoprotein ERAD pathway. The record is from RefSeq and is a predicted model, not a curated record. Gene Ontology annotation, cellular component: membrane; endoplasmic reticulum.
UUAGCGGUGUCGUGUCCAACAAAAAUCGCAUCGAAUUUUCAUCCUAAAUUUUCACCGUACCAAAACUAUGCGAAAUCCGCAUCAUCCGGCUAAAAAUGUUCUCCUGUUUGUGUGUUUAUAUGCCGCUAUCAUCAGUGUUGCUUCUGGCCUCCGGAAGUACACCAAACAGGACAUGAUUCGAUUACGAGAGGAGGUCCGAGCAAUGUUCCAGCAUGCCUACGACGGGUAUCUCCGGUAUGCGAGCAAAUACGACGAACUGCGGCCCCUGUCCUGCGACGGAGUGGACACUUGGGGCAGCUACUCGCUAACGCUGGUCGACGCGUUGGAUACGCUUGCCGUGAUGGGAAACUAUUCCGAGUUCCGACGAGUGGUGGGACUGCUGGAGCAGAAGUCCUUCGACAGUGACAUCAAUGUGUCGGUGUUCGAGACGAACAUCCGCAUUGUGGGUGGAUUGGUAAGUGCCCACAUGAUGAGUCACAAGGCGGGAGUGGAACUGGAACCGGGUUGGCCCUGUAAUGGACCGUUGCUGAGACUAGCGGAGGACGUGGCAAAGAGAUUGCUACCGGCGUUCGAUACCAGGACUGGGAUGCCGUACGGGACGGUCAAUCUGAAGUACGGUGUGCCGUACGGGGAAACGAGCGUGACUUGUACGGCAGGAAUCGGCACGUUCAUUGUGGAGUUUGGAGCGUUGAGUCGACUGACGGGCGAUCCGAUCUACGAAGAAGUGGCCUUAAAUGCGCUGUACGGGUUGUACAAUCAUCGGUCGUCGAUUGGGCUGUUUGGGAAUCAUAUUGAUGUUCAGACGGGUCGGUGGACGGCUCAGGAUGCUGGCAUCGGGGCGGGUGUCGAUUCCUACUACGAGUACCUGGUCAAAGGAGCCAUCAUGCUCAAUAAACCGGAUCUGAUGCACAUGUUCAACGAGGGUCGAAAAGCGAUCGAUAAGUACCUGAAGAGGGAUGAUUGGCACGUUUGGGUCAGCAUGAACAAAGGUCAGGUUACGCUUCCGGUGUUCCAAUCACUGGAAGCGUACUGGCCUGGAGUGCUGAGUUUGUUUGGGGACACAAGCGUCGCCAUGAAGACAUUGCACAAUUACCAUACCGUUUGGAAGCAGUACGGCUUUCUUCCGGAGUUUUACAACAUUCCGAACGCGGAAGCCGGAGCCAAUCGGGAGAAUUAUCCUCUGAGACCGGAACUGAUCGAAUCGGUGAUGUAUCUCUAUCGGGCGACCGGUGAUCCUUACCUGUUGGAAGUUGGUGAGGACAUUCUGCGUAGCAUAGAACACAGUGCCAAGACGCCCUGUGGCUAUGCUACGAUAAAGAAUGUCCGGGACCAUCACAAGGAAGAUCGAAUGGAAUCGUUCUUCCUGGCAGAAACGACCAAAUAUCUGUACCUUCUGUUCGAUCCGGAUAAUUUCAUUCACAACGACGGUCGCGUGGGGACGGUGAUCAAUACGACCUAUGGCGAAUGCAUCAUCGAUGCCGGUGGCUACAUCUUCAAUACCGAAGCCCAUCCGAUCGAUCCAGCCAUGCUUCGCUGCUGCCACGAUCUUCCUCAGCAGAAUCUCUUUGCUGAUUACAGUAGGGAGAAGUACGCCGGCGAUCGACUGGAUCUCAGUCGAACCCGAGAAGCUACCGCCGGUGCAGAGUUGAAACCACCAGAGGAAUCCACGGUGGAGACUAUUUCCGUAGUGGAAGCUCAGCUGGAGGAUUCCAUCCCGGCAGCUGUACUGGAAGAACUAGGUGCAAAGCUAGCCGAAGCUCGUCAGGCGUUGACCAAGAAGCGACUCGAAGAAGCAUUCAACCGAGCACGGGAAUCCCUGAAGAAUCAACAGAACGAAUCCUCGACCAACAAAACGACUAACGAUGAUAGCUUGGUUGUUCCGGUGGAACCGGUUUCACCGACUCCGACAGCAUCCGUGGACGAUCCGGAACGGAUGACUACCAUCAAGCUAACAUCUUCGGCCAGAGAUCCGGACGAUAAGAGUUCAACGGCGCAGGUCAAGCUGAACGACAGUCAGCGGGAACAGCACCAGGAUGUGACGACCGGAGAAACGGAAAUUCCGGAACAGUCUGCUACACCGCCACCACAACCACCAACGGCAUCAACACCUGCCACCACUGAAGAAGAAGACGAGGAAAUGAAUUCGGCGAAGAGGUUCUUUUCCGAGAACAGCUCCGUGGGCAGUGGUGAUGGGAUGGAGGUGAUACCACCGACGGUCGGUGGCGAACAUCAUCUUCCACAUCACCAACAAGGUUUGAACAAUACGAUUACGGAAUUCGUGCAGAACAUGUUCAAGACCAAGGUCUACCAGAAGGCCAAACUGGAUCCGCAGGCGCUGCUCGGUAGGAUUAAGGAAAGCGGACACUACCGGAACAGUUCCUGGGCCAGUAAUUACGCACUGCUGACGUGUCGGGCACAACCCUUCCUGCAGAGGAUAACGCUGCUGGGGGAGUUUUUCUAAACGGAAAACUCCAUCCGAAACCGCGGGGAAUAAAAUCGAUUCUGACCAUUCCAAAA